AUGGCGGUCGUCCUCAGCACAGGGGAUGAAGGCAGCCACUACUUCGCCCCUAGCUCAUCGGGUCUGCGACGUUCCCACUCCCAGUCGCAGUUCGGUCCCGCGCACUCCAAAUACCACCACCAGUCUUCCACGUCCGGCUCGAAUGACGACGACUGCGGCCCUUACGGCACGCUUCACAAGUCUUACUCACACUCCGCAUUGUCCUCGGAGACAUCGUCACCUCGCAUCGCAAACACAGAAUCAACCGACCACUCUUUCGCGUCCACGCCGGCCAGCAAUUUCUCUCUCCUUUCGGAAUUCGACGACGACGACGACGACGAAGAGGCCCUCACGUACGAGGAUGCCCCCCAGCACAUAUUCGGGUCGGAUUACAAGAGCAACCAUUUCCAAUUACCGGGGAAUCCCGGCGACAACCUGGAGCCCCCGCCAAGUCCCAAGACCGGCAACUCUUACACACCUUCGCCCGACUAUGGCAGCGCCACUGAUACGCCGCAACCAGACACAGCAGAGAUACCAGAGCACGCGGAAGACGACACGGCUAUAUCGGUGCGCCCUUCGCGGCAGGUAGACUACCUAUCGCACGAGUGGCGACGCGAAGAGGAUAUCUGGUCAUCGUGGAGAUACAUUAUUCAUCGACGGGGCGAGGUGCCGAACAGCGCGCGUCUGGAGAAUGCCUCUUGGAGGACAUGGAUGCAGUCGAAGAACAAUCUGAAGACAACCUCGCCCGAGGUCCUCAAUUGGUACAAAGAUCAAGAUGUCACAUGGCUCUACGGCCCUCUGCAGCAGGGCCCCAACUCGCGCGAGUCCAAGGAGGCUCUUAGCACCGGACUGUCAAAGUCGGGAUCACUUGUCAACUUGAACAAGAAGCCAAUCCUGAAGAAGAGGAGCAUGUCAGAGGUCAUGCUGCAAAGAUCGAUAUCAGCAGCAUCCCUGCUCAAGCAGGCGACUGCUGCCGUACAAGCGCAGGAAAGUAGGGGUAUACUGCGACCGAGCAUGGGCAGAGCGAACACCGACUACACCACAUACACCUUUUCGUCACGUCGAUUCAGUAAUGGCUACACCACAAGCAGUGUCGCGGACUCUACGACGGAUUCUUCAGGAGUCACCUCGCCAGGCACGGAGCGCAAACACAUUCACUUCAACGAGUCCGUGGAGCAGUGCAUUGCGGUGGACAUUAAAGGCGAUGACGAGGAUGAUGUCGGUGCCGAGAACGCCAUGGACGAAGACAGCGACUCGGACGACGGCUUCAUGAUGAUGCGCACGCGCGCUCGGAAGAGGAGUACCGCUUUGAUGAACAGGAAGCGGAAACAGAAGCCGCAAGCGGUCCAGGAGGCGAGCAAAACUAUUGCUAUGCUACCUUCCACAACUCUGAAAUAUCGAGCCGACACCCCCGAGCCGCAAGAGACUGCCAUGAAGCACAGCACCGGCCGUCGCAGUCCGUCCAUGUCACCGUCAUCUUCUCAGGAGACACUGCGGCCUUCAGCUAAGAGCCGGUUCUUCAUUGGCGACGAUGACACGGAUGAGGUGGCGGAUGGCUUCUGUGAUCCCAACACCAGUUGGCGCUCCCCGGGGGAGUUGGACGGCACCGACAGUCCUCCAGGAUCGCCAGACAGAGACUCUGCGCGCAUGAGGCGCACAGCCUCAGGCAUGCUUAUGCCUUAUGAAGAGGGUGACCUCGCCACGGGGGACGGUCUCUUUGGUCGAGUUAUCGAGACGGUCAACACGGCCCGCGACAUUGCCCACGUCAUUUGGAAUGUUGGUUGGAGGAAAUAA
This is a messenger RNA of Emericellopsis cladophorae, 1773 nucleotides long. Its product is annotated as hex2 protein. NCBI's taxonomy places the organism in Eukaryota, Fungi, Ascomycota, Sordariomycetes, Hypocreales, Bionectriaceae. Gene Ontology annotation, biological process: protein catabolic process in the vacuole; cellular response to glucose starvation. The record is from RefSeq and is a predicted model, not a curated record. The coding region runs from base 1 to 1773 and encodes 590 amino acids. The transcript is spliced from 2 exons.